AUGAGCGGCCCUCCCAUCGUAGCUGAUGCUGAUCUCGAAACAGCGAAACAGCCGCUGACCCGAUGGCAGCGAAUCGAAAAUGUCAUCUGGGAUGGCGGGGAUCGGACCCAAGAGGAGAGAGCUCUCGUACGAAGACUCGAUAUUUUUAUCAUGAGCUGGGCUACAAUCGGAUACUUUGUACGACUCUUGGACUCGGCGAAUGUCACAAAUGCAUAUGUUUCUGGCAUGAAGGAAGACUUGAACUUUUCCGGAGCUGACUAUAACCUGCUCUCGACGUUUUUCAUCAUUGGCUAUAUCAUCGGCCAAGUCCCGUCACAGCUCAUCUUGACACGAGUCCGCCCAUCAAUUUGGCUGCCAACAUGUGAAUUGCUCUGGUCAAUCGUCACAUUCUGUUUCGCUGGCGCCCGGAAUGUCCGAGAUGUAUUUGCUCUGCGCAUUGUUCUCGGCUUCUUGGAAAGUCCAUUUGCUGUCGGUGUUUUGACUAUUAUGGGUAGCUGGUAUACUCCUCGUGAACUUUCCAAGCGGAUCGCAAUCUUCUACUCCGCAUGCUAUGCUGCUAGCAUGUUCAGUGGCUACCUCCAAGCAGGUAUCUACAACGGCAUGGAUGGACACCUGGGGCUUGCCGGCUGGCGUUGGCUCUUCAUUUUCUGCGGUGUCAUUUCGCUCCCGUUUAGUAUCUAUGGCUAUAUUGCUAUUCCAGACAAUCCAUACAUCUGCAAAGCUCGCUGGCUAUCACCCAGUCAGGUCAGUUUCGCAGUCAAGCGAAUGGAAGCAUAUGGUCGCCGGCCACCCGUGCUAUUGUCAUGGGCUAAGAUCAAGCGCGUCCUGACUCAUUGGCCGCUGUACGCAUUCACGGCCGCCCUAAUUUUCCAGUGCGUUGCCACACAGCCACUCAACUACUUUGCUGUCUGGCUGAAAGCUCUCAACCGAUUUUCCGUUUAUCAAGUCAAUCUUAUUCCGACGGCAGGGCAGGCGGUUGGUCUCGUCACAACGCUUGCAUAUAGCUGGAUAUCCGACGCGUUUGACGGGAACAGAUGGGGGACUCUUCUUAUUCCCGGUAUAAUCAACCUCGUCGGCAUGAUCCUGGUAGCUAUUGGCCCGGGAUUCGCCGCGACACUAGUUGGGUAUCUGCUUAAUGGCGCAAGUUGGGGUUUCUGGCCUAUUCUAUUCGCAUGGGCCAAUGAAAUAUGUGCUAAAGAUCCAGAAGAAAGAGCCAUUGUUAUUGGUGUCUCUCAAACGUUUGGACAAGCGUUUGUUGCCUGGGUUCCUGUCGUCAUAUUGGAUACUUCCAAAUACGCCCCCAAGUUUACAAUGGGCUAUAGUAUCUUGUGUGGCGUCAGUGCCUUGCAACUGGUAAUGAUUUACGUUAUUUGGUGGUAUCACCGCAGAGAGAAGAGACAAGAGAGACGUGACCAGAUGUUUGAUGAACAACCCACGAGAACCGAAGAUACCAUUCACCAUACGGCUAGCCAUGGCGAUGGCCAGGUGCAGGCCACAAGCGAACAGCCGAAGAACUAA
This is a messenger RNA of Talaromyces rugulosus, 1518 nucleotides long. RefSeq lists its product as uncharacterized. Gene Ontology annotation, cellular component: membrane. Gene Ontology annotation, biological process: transmembrane transport. Gene Ontology annotation, molecular function: transmembrane transporter activity. The transcript is spliced from 7 exons. The record is from RefSeq and is a predicted model, not a curated record. The coding region runs from base 1 to 1518 and encodes 505 amino acids. Lineage: Eukaryota; Fungi; Ascomycota; Eurotiomycetes; Eurotiales; Trichocomaceae.